Messenger RNA from Mesorhabditis spiculigera, 1557 nucleotides. Lineage: Eukaryota; Metazoa; Nematoda; Chromadorea; Rhabditida; Rhabditidae. The record is from the annotation of a GenBank genome assembly.
AUGGGAAGUGGAUACUGGGCUCGCAUCGAAGACAAGUAUCUGGAACCCGCUGGCGGCACAUUGAACAUGGAUUCUGGACUCAGCCUGGACCUGACGUCAAACUCGCAGAAGGGCCGAAGAAGACAGACAUGCAGCGACAAGUUCAACGAUCUCAUGCUCAACAUAAGAUGCACAUUCGAACGGCUGAAUGAUCUGUGGGACGAAGUGGAUAUGCCCGACGACAUGCGCAUGGCGCGCUCGUCCACAGCCUUCAACCACACCAACGAACUAUUUGAGGAGAUUAUCGAAUCCGAACAAGCAAUGGUUGUCGGCGUGAAACAAGGGAUCGACGAUGGGCAGGCAGAGAUAGAAAAACUGCGCGCAAAGCUGGAAAUGGAUGACUGGACGCCGCCCUCACACACAGAUCGCCGUGGCAUACCAAUGCUCCAAGCCAUCCGAGCGGAAGUGCAAACGCUCAAAGAAGCUGUCGAGGAGCGCGUUCUGGAGCAAGAAGCCACCGUUGAGCGUGUCAAGCUUCUCUGCAGUCGGCUGGGCGAGGAAUCGGAAUUACUCGAUUCUGCCGAGGACGUGCUGUCAAAGGCCGACUUCGACUCCUUGAAGGAAAAAUCCGCGGAAAUGGAGCACCUCGUCGAAGAACGGCUGUCGCUUCUUCGCCAAGCACAACGUGAUGCCCGGGAUGCGGUCAAGAAACUGGGCCGCAAAAAACGCGACUGCCCAGCGACGAUUCAAGAUUUACUCGCACUCGACCUCGACAACGGCGAUCUCGUGCUGGGCAGAAUGUUGGUGGACCGGACGACGGAGGCCGCGGAGCAGUUGGUGGUGGAGUCGAAGGAGCACAUUGGGACCCUGGAAUUCCUCUACGCCGAAAAGCGAAUCGCGCUACGUGAUCUCUGGGAGAAGUGCCAUGUACCGAUAUCGGACUGGACUAUGCCCGAAGAAUUCUCACCUGAUCAUCACGAUGCCUCCACGCUCGCAAUCAUGGAUGAAAGAAUAGCCCAUCUCACGGAACUCUACGACCGCCAAAAAACGGUGCUCGACAAGUUGACGGCCUGGACAGAGCUUUGGGAUGAGAAGUUAGCGCACGAAGAAUGGGAAAAGGAUCCGGCUCGGUUCAAUAACCGCGGAGGUCAACUCGAGAAGCGGCUAAAGAGAGCGAAAGCCGUUGAGAAGCAGUUGCUGCCCCAUGCGCAGCGGGAAGUCGCCCUCGCCUACGCCAUCUACCGAGACGAGAACCCAGAGGACGAAUUGAAGUUUGACGACCUCGACCCGGUGGAAUGGCUGAAGCGCAAAGUCCGAAUUCGCGCUGAAAACAAGGAAUUCGAGGCCCAGAUGAAAGGAACACCAUCAAGGGCCGGAAUGACGCCAGCGAUGUCCCUCCGCAAUUUGCACAUGCCCAUCGACAUCAGCUGCAUCGGACCUUGCCGGGUUGUCUCGCCAGGCCCGAAGACUUCAUCGCCAAAAGCCGCCUACAAACGGCCAGCUCCAUCCGACUGUUCAUCUCCGUGCCCAUCCCCCGCGAAACGUGCCACCCCGCUCCGUCAGCGCAAUUGGAAGCCA